This is a messenger RNA of Stereum hirsutum FP-91666 SS1, 1149 nucleotides long. Its product is annotated as CMGC/CDK/CDK8 protein kinase. The transcript has 6 exons. The annotation marks the transcript as partial. Gene Ontology annotation, cellular component: nucleus; mediator complex. Gene Ontology annotation, molecular function: RNA polymerase II CTD heptapeptide repeat kinase activity; ATP binding; cyclin-dependent protein serine/threonine kinase activity. Gene Ontology annotation, biological process: protein phosphorylation. The record is from RefSeq and is a predicted model, not a curated record. NCBI's taxonomy places the organism in Eukaryota, Fungi, Basidiomycota, Agaricomycetes, Russulales, Stereaceae.
AUGGAGGAUUGGAACACCCACCUCCACCAGGACGGCAUGCGAGCCUAUCGCGCCAAACGCGACCAAGCCCACCACACAGUCAUCUCCAAAUACUCAAUCCUUGGUUUCAUUUCAUCUGGGACAUAUGGUCGUGUAUACAAGGCGAAGAGUCUAGAUCACGAGCAAAAGAUUUAUGCUAUAAAGAAAUUCAAGCCGGACAAGGAGGGAGAUGUGGUGACGUAUACAGGUAUCAGCCAGAGUGCUAUUCGGGAGAUUGCUCUCAAUAGGGAGAUCAGCCAUGAGAACGUCGUGACACUCAAGGAAGUUAUCCUCGAAGACAAAUCCAUCUACAUGGUCUUCGAAUAUACCGAGCACGACUUUCUCCAAUUAAUCCACCACUACUCUCAGACCCUUCGCUUCACCACCACCCCUCUCGCCGUCCUCAAAUCUCUUGUUUACCAACUCUUCAACGGCCUGCUCUACCUACACAACGCCCACAUCCUCCACCGUGAUCUCAAACCUGCCAAUAUUCUCAUUACCUCAGCCGGAGUCGUCAAAAUUGGGGAUCUCGGUCUUGCACGUCUCACGAACCAGCCACUGCAGCCGCUCUUCGCCGGAGACAAGGUCGUUGUUACCAUCUGGUAUCGCGCUCCAGAGCUACUGAUGGGCGCGAAACACUAUAACAAGGCGGUAGAUUGCUGGGCCGUUGGAUGCGUAUUGGCUGAAUUAGCGAGCUUGAGGCCGAUAUUCAAGGGAGAGGAGGCAAAAUUGGAUUCGAAGAAGAAUGUACCUUUUCAGAAGGAUCAGUUGCUGAAGAUUAUUGAUGUACUGGGUACUCCUAACGAACGCGAUUGGCCGGGUAUGAAACAUAUGCCCGAAUACCAGAGCUUGAAACGACUGGACACGUCUACGUCCCGUCUUGAAUCAUGGUGCAAAGCGAAACAGCUCACUGGCUCAGGCUACGGACUCGCCGAUGAGCUUUUCGCCUACGAUCCCGACAAGCGUCUCACAGCCGAACAAGCGCUUCACCAUAGAUGGUUCAAGGAAGACCCAAAGCCGACACAAAAUGCCUUCGCCACGGUCUCUGCUGCGCAAAUGCCCCCGUACCGCCGCAUAAGCCAAGAUGAAGCGCCCUCGAUGGUACCCAACCAAUCUACACAACAAGCCCAA